This is a messenger RNA of Culex pipiens pallens (northern house mosquito), 4966 nucleotides long. RefSeq names its product anoctamin-4. Gene Ontology annotation, biological process: chloride transmembrane transport. Gene Ontology annotation, molecular function: protein dimerization activity; chloride channel activity. The coding region runs from base 923 to 4861 and encodes 1312 amino acids. The transcript is spliced from 14 exons. Lineage: Eukaryota; Metazoa; Arthropoda; Insecta; Diptera; Culicidae. The record is from RefSeq and is a predicted model, not a curated record. Gene Ontology annotation, cellular component: plasma membrane.
AUCAAAUUCGAGCGCUUGCAGUGCACAUAAUUGCAAAAGAAGAAACCCGUUACAGGAUUACCAGUGCAGGAAGAAUUAGGAUUUUGGAAGCGUUUUUUAUUACGAGUAGUGAUUAAUGAUAUUUUGUGAGUUAAUUAGAGUUAAAAAAGAAGCGUGACUUUGCUCAACGGAAAAUUUCCAGCGUUUUUGAACCUCCGCAACUACGUAACGCCAGUACGUACGUGUAGCAGGAAAUCAGUCCAUCACUUAUUCAUGAUCGAAUAAAAUCGAUAAAAUGUCGUACGUAAGUGCACGGUCAGUGCGGUGGCGGUACAUGAAACUCGUCGAGGCUUGAACGAGUCGUGUCCAUCCUCGCGUGUGACAUUUAGCGUCAUCAAGCAGGACAUCACAGACAGAGGAUAUCACUAGGCCUCCGGUGUCAGUCAAGGAAUACACGUGUGUGUAUGUGCUACUGUUGGGAACAAAGAGUCGUGUUCAUUAAAGUCCUUGGCCCAUAUAUUGGUUCAGUCGGGAAAGUGAUGUCGUUUGAACGGUGUGUGUUGGGUUCAGGGCUCUAAGUACGCGGUCUACACAGAUGGUAUUCGACCGUUGCGAAUUGCUGGCACCCAGUGCAAUGGUACCACGUGUUGGGUUACGCCAAGUGUAAAGUGGACAACUCGUAGCUGUACCGCGGCACCUUCAUCGUGGGAAUCGAUCGAUACGAAUGAAAUUUAGAUGCGUUAGCUGUGCAAUCGGAAGUGUGCAAUCUCCAGCUGCUGGUCCUCUAUCAUUUUGCCAUCCACUUCAACCACCCAUGUAUACCUACUUGCAAGGCGUUCAGCGGAAAACGUGGCCUCGAGUGAUAAUGAAGCAAUUUGAAUAUUGAAGUGCAGAACGAGGCUUGCCCGCCCAGGUGUAACAUCCCGUACCAGUAGCUGGUAGGAUGAGUGACGCCGACCAGGCCGGAAGCAACAGUAGUAGUGCUAGUAAAUCCAUGCCGAGCGAUAGUGUAGUCGUAGUGAAAGUUAGUCCCGCAAAGGAACCCGGAGGCGCAGAAAGUGCACAAACCACCAGCACCACCGUAUCGCCCGAGGGACCUCCCGGUGACCCAGAUCCAACAACCAGCCCGACCCAACCCUGCAACGGAAGUCUGCCGGAAGCGUUGCUGUACCAGAGUUCGCUGAACGUGAUACUGCCAAACUUUAUCGAGCAGGAGCAACGGUUCAGUGGGAGGCAGCAGUAUCUGACACCACCGAGGGCGAUUCAGUCGAGUCCGCUGACCAAGAUCCGACGGUAUAGUCAGGAUUCGUACGCGCUGCCGGGCCGUUAUCUGAAUCGGAGCAAUGAGGAGAUAAGUCAACAUAACGAACCAAAUCAAUUAUUAAUGCGACACAGCACGGACAACCUGCGAGGUAUUAAUAGUAUCCCCCUGAAGGGUGGUUACACCGCCACCCCCGUGACCUCCCGAGUGACUGUUAGCAUGAAUGGUGGGCUGGGUAACCAGCUGAACUUUGCCGGUACCAACGCCAACGCCAACAUCAACAAAUUCAACGUCACCAGGACGAACAGCACCACCAACACAGGUGAGCUGGACACGUAUGGGACGGUGUCUACAGCGCCGUCCACCCAUCAGUUGCACGAUAGCACGCAGCACGUGGCCGAUGGCAACGGUUACCAUGGUGGCAGCCCGACCGAGGACUCGGCAAUCGACACCGGUUCAUCGUCCCGCCAUCCGGCGGUAGAUUCGAGCGAGAAGACACUGUCCACGUUGGACGAUAUUAUGGAAAGUCCCCUGCUCAAAACUCCCGUCGAGAAGUGGCUUGAAGCGCAGGAUCGCGCGCUGGACCAGAUGAAGAUCAACGAAGAGCAGAACCGAAGUCCCGAUCUUUACAGCAAGAUAUUUGGCCCCAAGAUCAGCAAUACCGAGAACAUCCCGGGAACGCCGAUGGACACGUCGGACAUUGCGUCCGAGAUCAACAAGAGUUUCAACUCCAGUACGAUGAGCAUCAUGAACGACCGGCGACGCUCGUCGACGAAACUGCUAACCGGAAGUUCGCCAGUGAGGUCGAUUCUGCGUGAGGAAAAUCGGAACAGUUUAGGUGGCGUCGGGGGAGCCGUUACGGGAAGUUUGCGCAGCAAAAAGCGCAAGGGUUCCGAACAGUCUGGCGAUGGGAACCGCAGACCGAGCAAGCAGGACAAGGAGGGUCUCGAUCCAGAGUCGCUGAUGUUCCGCGACGGCCGUCGGAAGAUCGACAUGAUCCUCUGUUACGAGGAGUCUGAUGACGGUGUUAUGACGGAGGAGGAAGCGUUGAAGAGACACCAGCGUAAGGUGUUUCAAGAGAACCUGGUGAAGGAGGGUUUGGAGAUUGAGUUGGAGCACAAAUCGCAGGCGUUCGACGAGAAGACGUACUUUGUUAAGGUACACAUCCCGUGGCGAACGGAGUCACGCUACGCCGAGGUCAUGAAUCUCAAGCUGCCUGUGAAGCGAUUCAUCACGAUUAGCGUGAAGGAAGAAGAAUCAACGCUGCGGAAGCAUCAGAACAAGUGGCUCAGCUACUGGAAUAAGAUGAUGUCGAUGAUGGACUACAACUACAGUCGUAUCGAGAAAGAACCCUCGUUCUACUCGGCGACCUGCAACGGAAAUCCGGAGGAGCAGUUCAUCGUGAAGGAUCGCUGUACGACCUUCACAAGCGCUCAGCGAAGCCUGAUCGUGAUGCAGAUUUUGAUGCGGGCUCGCUUCGAUGACACGGAGAAGAUCAACUUUAUCGGAAUCCGAAGGCUGCUGAACGACGGGACGUAUCUGGCGUGCUUUCCACUGCACGAAGGCCGAUACGAUCGAAACCACUCGACGGAAGCGGUGUUCGAUCGGAGGUUACUGUACCUCGAGUGGGCUCGGCCCAUCAAAUGGUACAAGAAGCAGCCGCUUUGUCUGGUGCGGAAGUACUUUGGCGAUAAGAUUGCGCUGUACUUUUGUUGGCUCGGGUUCUACACCAAGAUGUUGUGCGCUCCGGCGGUGGUUGGACUGUUGUGUUUCCUGUACGGGCUGGCGUCCAUGGACUCGAGCGAUAACAUUCCAACCAAAGAAAUCUGCGACAAAAAGGGGCCUGGCAACAUAACCCUAUGUCCGCUGUGUGACAAAGCCUGCAGUUACCAACAGCUCUCCGAGUCGUGCCUUUUCGCCCAGCUUACGUACCUGUUCGACAACCCAUCCACCGUAUUCUUCGCCAUCUUCAUGUCCUUCUGGGCCACGACCUUCCUCGAGAUGUGGAAGCGCAAGCAAUCGGUCCUCGUGUGGGAGUGGGACCUGCAGAACAUCGAAAACGAGGAGGACAUGCGGCCGGAGUUUGAAACCUCGGUCAAAACGUUCCGCACGAAUCCGGUGACCCGGGAGAAGGAACCCUACAUGCCAACGUGGGAUCGCGCGAUUCGCUUUGCGGCGACCUCCAGCGCGGUGCUGUUCAUGAUCUCAGUCGUCCUCGGUGCCGUCCUGGGGACCAUCAUCUACCGGAUAUCGCUCGUAUCUGUGAUCUACAGUGGGGGUGGAAACUUUUUCCGCACACAUGCCAAACUUUUUACCACAAUGACUGCUGCCUUAAUCAAUCUUGUCAUCAUUAUGAUUCUAACACGUAUCUACCACAAGCUAGCACUGUUUCUAACCAACUUAGAGAAUCCCCGAACGCAAACCGAGUACGAGGACUCGUACACGAUCAAGAUCUUCGUCUUUGAGUUUAUGAACUUUUACAGCUCGCUCAUUUACAUUGCGUUCUUCAAGGGGCGCUUCUACGACUACCCCGGCGAUGACGUGGCGAGGAAGAGCGAGUUCUUCCGGCUGAAGGGUGACAUCUGUGACCCGGCGGGUUGUCUCAGUGAGCUCUGUAUCCAGCUGGCGAUCAUCAUGGUGGGAAAGCAGUGCUGGAACAACUUUAUGGAGUACUUCUUUCCGGCAUUCUACAACUGGUGGCGCCAGCGUAAGCACAAACAGCUCACCAAGGACGAAUCCCACCUGCACAUGGCUUGGGAGCAGGACUACCACUUGCAGGACCCCGGCCGGUUGGCGCUGUUCGACGAGUACCUUGAAAUGAUCGUCCAGUACGGCUUCGUAACGCUGUUCGUGGCGGCCUUCCCGCUGGCUCCGCUCUUCGCGCUGCUGAACAACAUCGCCGAGAUUCGGCUGGAUGCGUACAAGAUGGUUACCCAGUCGCGGCGACCGCUGGCCGAGCGGGUUGAAGACAUUGGCGCCUGGUACGGGAUCCUGAAGAUCAUCACCUAUACCGCGGUGGUUUCAAAUGCCUUUGUAAUCGCUUACACAAGCGACUUCAUUCCUCGGAUGGUGUACAAGUACGUCUACUCGCCACAUUUCACGCUGCACGGAUAUAUUGAACACUCGCUGUCAGUUUUCAACACGUCCGACUACAAGGAGGAAUGGGGAACGAAAGGCGAAAAUGACCCGGACACCUGUCUGUACCGGGGCUACCGGAACGGGCCAACCGACAACGAGCAGUACGGGCUGAGUCCGCACUACUGGCACGUGUUCGCCGCCCGGCUCGCGUUCGUGGUGAUCUUCGAGCACAUCGUGUUCGUGUUGACCGGCAUCAUGCAGUUCAUCAUCCCGGACAUUCCGGUCGAGGUGAAGACGCAAAUCCAGCGCGAACAGAUGCUCGCCAAGGAGGCCAAGUACCAGCACGGGCUGAAAAAGUCCCGCGACACGGACUACGAGGAGAUUCUGCACGUGCUGCGCGAGCAGAGCAACAACAGUCGGCAAGGAGUUCGCGGAAGCUGGGCCCGGCGCCUAAGCCGCAUGAGUGACGGACUGGACGCGCACGUGGAGAUAUCGAACCGGCCUCGACAAUCGCUCGAAUCUACCGUUUGGGAAGUCACAUAGCAGUAGGAGGCUGACUGACUGAAGUUAGAUUUUAAAACUCAUCCGUUUCUGUUCUGCAUUUUCUUAUAUAUUUGUAGUAGAAAUAAACUAACAGUCGUUCUCAAA